This is a messenger RNA of Vicia faba (fava bean), 513 nucleotides long. NCBI's taxonomy places the organism in Eukaryota, Viridiplantae, Streptophyta, Magnoliopsida, Fabales, Fabaceae. The record is from the annotation of a GenBank genome assembly.
AUGGAGCUAAUGAACCUUUGCCUUUCUUUCUUAUCUUUCUAUCCCUGCCUGUAUCCUAUCCUUAGAGCUCCCCUUUGCGUUGAUUAUAGGCCUUUUCUUUGCCCUUUGGGAGAGAAGAAAUUUCUCUGUUCGAAAUCAAGCUACAGGCCAUCAAAGAUGGCGGUAGAACAGCUAGCAAGAGGUGCCCAGCCCCGAUGCCAAUGCCCUUUCUGUUCUCGAGUCUUUGCAAUCUUCUGCCAUUCCUCGACUUUGAAAUGGUUAGACCACUGUCUUCGAGUCCGGUUGAGAAAUAGCGGAUUUGAGUACCGGGAAGUAAGGCCCUUGAAGAACCCUCCACGAAUUAUCGAUAGUAGUUUACUAAUCCAAGGAAGGAGUGAUGCGAAGAAUUGCUUUCUUUCGUACCCAUUCACAAGAAAGAAGGGUCUCAAGCAGUGUGUUCAUGGUCACUCAGAACAUAGGAUUUUCGGCAUCAAAGAGCGCGUGGGACAGGUGAGGGAAGGAAGGGCAGGAUGA